AAAUCUUAGAAAAUAAACGGUCGAGAAAAGUUGUUAUAAUCAACGAUGAAAUCACUCGCGUUCGGUAAAAGGCUUUUUGCCAUUUUCCGCCGAGUUGUUACAAAUUUUCGUGUCGAGAACGUCUGGAAAUCCUCUGAAUGCGCUUUGCCCCUCUCCUCUCUCUAUCCCCCUUUUUCUCAGUCUAAAAUCUUAUACUCUUAAUUCCUCUCUCUCUCUCUCCAUCGUUAUCUUCUAUUUCUCACUCUAAAAUCCUCUAAGCGUUACAGGGUUAGACUCUGAUCAUUUUACUUGCACAAAAAUUGCACUUACACAUCCCAGGGAGUCACUAUUCAAUGUUUUGAAGUACACUGGAAUGGUUUUAUCGAUUUGAGCAAUCAUGGGUUAUCUCAAUUGUGUUUUCUCUUCAAGUGGGUCUCAAUUUGAUGAGGCCCCUGUCAGUGGUGGUGGCCUCAGUCAAAAUAAGAGGUUCAGCUAUGGAUAUGCAAGCUCGCCUGGGAAAAGGUCUUCUAUGGAAGACUUCUAUGAAACCCAAAUUUGUAGUGUUGAUGGGCAAAUUGUGGGCCUUUUUGGAGUAUUUGACGGUCAUGGAGGUGUUAGAGCUGCAGAGUAUGUGAAACAAAAUCUUUUCAAUAAUUUGAUAUCACAUCCAAAGUUCUUCACUGACACCAAGUUAGCUAUAGCUGAUGCAUACAAUCACACCGAUUCAGAAUUCCUGAAGUCUGAAAAUAAUCAGCACAGAGAUGCGGGUUCUACUGCAUCCACUGCUGUCAUUGUAGGAGACUGUCUACUGGUUGCAAAUGUUGGGGACUCUCGAGUUAUUAUUUGCAGGGAUGGAAAUGCAAUCGCUGUGUCACGUGAUCACAAGCCAGAUCAAAGUGAUGAGAGGCAGCGCAUUGAAGAUGCUGGAGGAUUUGUGAUGUGGGCUGGCACUUGGCGAGUCGGUGGGGUUCUUGCUGUCUCACGUGCUUUUGGAGACAAGCUUCUGAAGCAGUAUGUGGUUGCAGAUCCGGAGAUUGAGGAAGAAGUGAUCAACGGCUCUUUGCAAUUUCUCAUUCUUGCCAGUGACGGUCUGUGGGACGUCAUCAGCAAUGAGGAAGCUGUUUCCUUGGUGCAACCAAUCGAGGAUGCGGUAGCUGCAGCCAAGAGGCUAACUCAGGAAGCUUUUGAUCGAGGCAGUGGCGACAAUAUAACUUGCAUUGUUGUCCGUUUUCACCAUGACAACCCCAAGCCCACUUAGCAAACUGAUUUCUGUGCUAUCUACUUCAUCGGAUUCUAUUUUUAGCGAAACUCAUUCUCUAUGUGGUUUCAGGAAAAAAAAAAAAAAUGCAACUGUAAUUCUAGCUGUAAAUAUUCUCAACCGAAGUACGAGUAGCCACUUUCUACAAAAAUUAGAGCAAGAUACAAUUCUGAUGAAAUAAUUAUCGCUA
Molecule: messenger RNA, 1427 nt
Organism: Amborella trichopoda
Lineage: Eukaryota; Viridiplantae; Streptophyta; Magnoliopsida; Amborellales; Amborellaceae
Product: putative protein phosphatase 2C 59
Biological process (GO): protein dephosphorylation
Molecular function (GO): cation binding; protein serine/threonine phosphatase activity
Source: RefSeq, a predicted model, not a curated record